Molecule: messenger RNA, 216 nt
Organism: Strongylus vulgaris
Lineage: Eukaryota; Metazoa; Nematoda; Chromadorea; Rhabditida; Strongylidae
Source: the annotation of a GenBank genome assembly
GAGUGGAUCCCGGUGCAUGUCAACAAUGCCAAAGGCGACAUCUCAGUUGGCGUUAUAACUAUCGAAGGCAAACAGAUUUUAGGAAAAGUCGACAUCAAGAACGAAAAAUCUGCAGCUGGAUUCGGUGGCAAAGAAAACAUGCUAGUCGGACCCGCUUGUGCCAGCAAUACGGUAGUCCUGUGCCGUAAAGCAAAGCCUGGUUAUAAAUUCGAUUAG